Messenger RNA from Rosa chinensis, 5414 nucleotides. RefSeq names its product TMV resistance protein N. The transcript is spliced from 9 exons. Gene Ontology annotation, molecular function: ADP binding; protein binding. The coding region runs from base 653 to 4930 and encodes 1425 amino acids. Gene Ontology annotation, biological process: signal transduction; defense response. The record is from RefSeq and is a predicted model, not a curated record. NCBI's taxonomy places the organism in Eukaryota, Viridiplantae, Streptophyta, Magnoliopsida, Rosales, Rosaceae.
ACAUGAUUCAGGAAGAAAAAGGGUACACUGUUAUGGCGUAAAGCAUAAAGCUAUUACUCAAGAAGCAGAGAGAGAGAGAGAGAGAGAAUUUGUCCAAGAAAAAAAAAACAACUACACCCAUGAUAUGUGGUCUUCAUUCAGCCGGAGAAAAUGGAUAAAUGGAUAACGUCAACCAGAAGAAAGUAGAAAGAAGGAGUGACGGUAAUUUCCCUGUAUAUAUUCCUCGCUACUUCCAAAGAGGAUGCAAGUCUUUCAUUUUGCGUGGGAAUGGGAAUGAGAAUGGCCAAUUUGUUUAUCUAUUUGACGGAGGGCGUUUACACACAAUGUUUUUUAUUUAAGUGGGCGCUUGCACUUUUUCUCCAUUUCAGAUUCUCAAAUAUCAGAUUCUCUUCGUAUUGAGGAGGGUUCUUGCCUUUCUUUAAUCGUUUCUCCAGGAUGAUAUGAUAUGCCGGGGAUUGUAAUUUCACUUUGUUGGAAGAUGAUGAGAGGUUUUGCUCUGAUCAAGCUUGCUUAGUUUGUGGUGUGUUUCUGUUGAGAGGGUUCCGGCUGCCCUUUGUUCGAUCAUCUGUCCAGCUGCUUUAUUCUCAGUGUGUUCCUGUUUCGUCCUCUACUUGGGAAAUUAACGGGGAGCUCAAUAGACAUAUAUUAAUUGAUGGGGACUGAAUUACCCUCCUCCUCAUUUGCCUCUUCUUCAAACACACAAUGGACAUAUGACGUUUUUCUCAGUUUCCGAGGUGAGGAUACUCGUAAGAGCUUUACAGAUCAUCUAUAUGCUGCUCUAGACCAAGAAGGUAUUUUCGUCUUUAGGGAUGAUGAAGAGCUUGAUAGAGGACAACCCAUUUCAUCAAAACUCCUGGAAGCAAUACAAGUUUCAAGAAUCGCGCUUGUUGUUAUCUCGAGAAACUAUGCUUCUUCGAAGUGGUGUUUGGAUGAACUCACUACAAUUGUUGAGUGCAUGGAGGAUAGGGGGCAGAUAGUGUUUCCAAUUUUCUAUGAUGUAGAUCCAUGCGAGGUAAGGAAACAGACCGGAUGGUUUGGACAAGCCUUUGCUGUACAUGAAGAGUGCUUCAAGGAUGACUUGGAGAAAGACAAGGCGCAAAAGUGGAGAGCUGCUUUGACUCGAGUGGCCAAUCUCUCCGGAUUUCAUUUAUGCGAUAGGUAUGAGUCAAAGUUUAUCCAAGAGAUUAUGGGAAAGAUAGUAAAUGAGUUGAGCGGUACAAUCCAACAGCCUCAUUCGGAUGAUCUUGGACUUGUGGGAAUUGACUUUGGUGUUGAGGAAAUAAUGAAGUUAUGUUCAGCUACAGAUCAAGGGAAUGAUGUUGUCUUUGUAGGUAUAUGGGGAAUGGGUGGGGUUGGCAAGACAACUCUUGCACAAGCUUUUUAUGAUAAAAUCUCUGAUCAAUUUCGAGAUAAAUGCUUUCUGAAAAAUGUUAGAGAGAUUUCUAGACGAGACAGUAUUGUUGCAUUAACAAAAGAUCUCCUUUGCAAUGUCUUAAAAAGGAUGGCUGUGUAUGAUAGUGAGAUAAGGUAUAGAUUUCGUCGUAAAAAAGUUCUCAUCAUUCUGGAUGAUGUAGAUAAGUUGGAACAAUUGCAAGCAUUAGCUGGAAGCAAGAAUUGGUUUGGUCGAGGGAGUAGAAUCAUUAUAACAACCAGGGACAAACAAUUGUUGAUUGCUCAUCAUGUGGAUAGAUGUUUCAAGGUCAAGGAAUUGGAAAGGGAUGAUGGCCUUAAGCUUUUCAGUUGGAAAGCCUUCAAGAAUGAUCAACCCCCAAAAGAUUAUAUAGAGUUAUCCCAUAACUUUGUAAAUUAUUGUAAGGGCCUUCCUUUAGCUAUUGAAGUUUUGGGUUCUUUCUUGUGUGGUCGAAGCCUUAAAGAAUGGGAAAGUGCCUUUAGUAGAAUACAAGAAAAUCUAGACAAAGAUAUCAUGUCUGCACUCAGAAUCAGUUUUGAUGGAUUGCAUGAGAAGGAGAAGCAAAUAUUUUUAGAUAUUGCAUGUUUCUUCAAAGGACAGGACAGAGAUGAGGUGACAAUAUUGUUGGAGGGUUUUGGUUUUGACCCAAUCAUUGGUAUAAGUGCUCUCAUUCGAAAAUCCCUCAUCACUAUAGUAGGGAGUAAAUUGUGGAUGCAUGAUUUGCUUCAGGAAAUGGGUUGGGAACUUGUUCGUGGGGAAUGUCACAAUGAACCUGGGAAUCGUAGUAGAUUAUGGCAACCGGCUGAUGUGCUUGAUUUACUGAAGAAUCAUAAGGGAUCAGAUGCAAUUCAAGGGAUGGUCCUUAGCUUGCCUCAAGAACAGAAGAAAGAAUUGAAACGUGACACCUUGUCAAACAUGAAAAAAUUGAGAUAUCUUAAAAUAUCUAAUGUGCUCCUUCCUCUUGGCCUCGAUUAUCUAUCUACUGAGUUAAGAGCUCUCGAAUGGCAUGGAUAUCCUUCAAAGUUGUUGCCAAGAGCUUUCCCAUCUGAGAAGCUUGUUCACCUCAACCUGUGUGGCAGCCAUAUCAAACAUCUAUGGAAAGGAUUCAAGUGUUUAGAUAAGUUAAAAUCAAUUGAUUUGAAGGACUCUGAAAGUUUGAUUGAGACACCAGACUUCAGGGGUGUCCCAAAUCUUGAGAGGCUGAUUCUUGAAGGUUGCACAAAAUUAUCUAAGGUUCAUCCGUCCAUUUGCAAUCUCAAACACCUUAGAUUAUUGAAUAUGAAAAACUGUGAAAGCCUUCGGAUAACUUCAUGGGACAUCAGUUUGGAAUCUCUCGAAAUUUUCAAUCUUUCGGGCUGUGCACGACUCAAGAGAUUUCCAGAGAUUGUGGGAGAUAUGAAAUGCUUGUCUAAAAUUUAUUUAGAUGGGAGUGCUGUAGAGGAAUUACCAGUGUCGAUUGAGCGUCUGACUGGUCUUACAUUGUUGGAUAUGGCUCAUUGCAAAAAUAUUUUGAGAAUUCCUAGUGUCAUUUCUAGUUUGACGAGACUUAAAACAGUCAUUCUAUCAGGCUGCUCUAAUCUUAUUGAAAUUCCCGAGAGUAUUGGGAAUGUGGAAUGUCUUGAAGAGUUGGAUAUAAGUGGAACUGCUAUAAGGCAAAUGCCAAGAUCCAUUGUGUAUCUCAAAAACCUCAAAGAGUUAUCCUGCUCCGGGUGCAGUGGUCAAGUUUCUACAUCACUGCUCUUUCCCUGUCUUCCAGAACUAUGCCCUGGACCGAACUUGUUGUUACCUGCUUCAUUGUCUGGUUUUAGCUCUUUAAUAUCUUUGAAUUUAAAUUACUGCGAUCUGAUUGAUGGAGCUCUCCCUAAUCAUUUGGACCACAUGUCAUCAUUGGUGGAGUUGAAGUUACGGGGAAACAAUUUUACAAGCAUACCUGAAAGUAUUUGCCGACUUUCUAAGCUUGUAAAACUUGAGUUGGGUGGCUGUAACCUGUUGCAGUCAUUGCCAAAGCUUCCAUUGAGUAUAAAAUCGGUUGGGGCAACUGGUUGUAUGUCACUUAAAAGUGAUUCUGAUCAGUAUGAAAUAUUUUGUGCUGGUGAAGAAAAUGUUUGGAUUAAGAAGCGCACAACAUCAACUAUAUAUUUCAUUAACAUUUCGUGUUCACAAUUUGCAGCAUGGCUGAACAAAUUCCAUGAGGUUAAUGAGGUAGAGACAAGUCUACCGGUGAGAACUGCAUAUGGUUUAUCAAUUAGAACUCAAGAAAUUCCAAAGUGGUUCAACAACAGAAGCAGCAACUGUUCUAUAACAAUCCCGCUUUCAAAGGACCUAAUUAAUAACAGUAGGCUAUGGAUGGGAUGUGCUUUCUAUGUUGGCUUGGAAUUUGAUGAGAAUUUUGAUACCAGCUGUUCUGAUUUCAAAGUCAGGCACAAGUUUGAUUGUUAUUUUGAUACCAUGGAAGGUCCUGGUUACAAACAAACUCUAUACCACGAGGUAAAUGCCAAAGGUGUCCAUUUGACUGGGUCAUUUGGAUAUUGGAUAAUAAUACCGCAUCUGUGGUUUUCAACUAGGUUGAAUGCCUUCAAUCAGUGCAGUAGCAUCGAGGCAAACACUACAAUUGAUAGCCCAUGUGUGGAGGUUAAAAUGAGUGGUGCCCGUCUACUCUACAAUAGAACAGAUUUUAUAAAGUUUAUCCAAGCAACAAGAAGCGAGAAUCGUAAUUCAAGAAUUAUGCAGAAUAACAGUCUCUCUGUAAGUCUGUUGGCUGAGGAUGGUCGCUGCAAAAUUGACCCGAGCAUUUCGUUGAAAGAACAUCUUAGCUUUCUUCCUUCAGAUUUAGAAUGCUAUGAGGGGGUAGGUGUUGGGAUACCCAAGUACUACCUUAUUGAAGGCAGAGUCUUUCAUCCUCAGACCUCGUCUCUGUUAGGAGAAAUCCUGCAGAUAUAUUCUGGUCAGCACUACGUGUUUUAUAAAGAAACUUUUCCUCAGUAUGGAAUUCCAGAAUGGUUCUGUAGUGUGAAUGGUUCCUCGGCAGCCUUCCCGCUAAAUCCUAAGAAUGGGUGGAAAGGAAUAGCUGCAUGUGCCGUUUUCACAGUCCCUGACAAUUUGGAUCCUGAAACGCCUCACAUAGGCUGUCGUUGGGAAAUUGGCCAUCAGAGUGGCGGAAUAAUUGGAGGCGUCACUGAAUCUCUGAUUAGUUUGAAGGUUCGUGGUUUCAUGGCUAUGUUUUAUGCAUCACGUGGGUCACUUUCACAUCAUAUGUCAAAUGAUUACACUUCCAUCAUCAAAGCCAGGUUCUAUAGUACCAGCAAGAACAUAACGGUGCAGAGUUGUGGGUAUCAACUUGUAUCUCAUGAAAAUAUGGAAGAAUUUAUGGAAACAAUGCUGCAAUGUUCAAUCACAUCUCAGACUUCGCAGUUGUCAAAAGAUACGAGUAUAGAAGAAAAUAGGCCUACAGCUAGUCGUCUAAAAAUAGAAAAGGAGAAAAAGAAGUCUUCCGGGAGAUCGAUUUGUUGCAUCUCGUGAGCAGGUGUAUAAAUUAACUAAUCUCGAUAUCAUUUUUUGGGUAUUGUCAGAGUCUCAGUUGUUGUUUGUCGGCUUGACUUGAUGGGCUUGGCCCAAGUUGGUAUCCCUCUGUGGAAGACCGUGUGAGCUGCAUGUGCAAGGUUUAUUGCACAUAUGUAGUAAUGUCGAUAUGUCUUUGAAAAGGGCCGUCAUGGAUGAUUAGAAGAAGAUGAACAAAUUGAAGCCAUCCCAGAAUACUCAUAGACCCUCUUCCUCUCCUUGUUGGUGACUUAGCUAAUCCAUAAUUGAAGCUUCUUGAGUUUAGGUAUUUGUGUUGCUUUGUAUUGUAUAUGAGAAGUAAGUAUUUUUCGUCUUCUCUAUUUGAAUCAAGAGAGAGUUAAUAGGUUUUAGUGUAGUGGAGAUUUGGGUAGAGAGAGUUGCUCAUAAACUCUAGUUGUAUAUUUUUUCAUAUUGAUCAUAGUGGAAUAUCUUGCCGGCUCCGAAA